AUGGUGAUUGCCGGAGCUCCUGAGCCGUCGCCAGAGCUCGUUGCCUCUUGGUCGGCUGUCGCCGCCAAUCUCCGGUCGGCUCCCGAAACGGGGACCACGGCGAAGAAGCCCCCUGUACCACCGGCUCCGAGGCCCUCGACAGCAAUCUCUGAAAAGCUUCCUCCCCCCGAACACGUGGCCCUGUCCGCGGCGAAGCCUGAUCCUGCCGGCCUGGUCCCUGCGCCGGCCGCCCCGACUGCUGCUCCUGUUCCGGUGGCUCCUCUGGAUCUUCACGAGGAAUGCUGCCCGCCCGCUGCUGUCCCGGGGGCGCUGGCUCCUGCUCCGGGCAUUCCCGGUCCUCCGCCUGCUGCCGCCCCUGGCGCGCCCGCUCCUGUCGCUGGCGUGCCCGCUGCCCCGCCUGUUGGGGUCUUUGGCUCGCCUGCUCCGGUCUCUGCCUCGUCCCUGCAAGCGGCAUCCGUCACCACUGGCGGCCCGGCCCCGCCGGCGGAGCCUCCCGCGGUGGGUCGCCCCGCUGCCGCGGCUCUCCCUGUUGCGCCGACUGGCCAGCCUGUGCGCAAGUCACGUCCCCACUCGCCGGCGCCCCACCAGGUUCGCCAGUCAUCUCGCCGCCGGCGUGACUCUCCCCGCCGAUAUCAGCAGUCGGCUCAAUGGCCUGCUCACCACGGUGGCCAGGGGGACUGGAGGGGUCCCCGCGGGCGUGGGGGCGGAUUUCGUCCCCCCGUGAUGAUGGCUGACCUUCAGCGGGAGGUGUCGAGGGCCGUACGCGAGGAGAGGGCCGCGCAGAGUCAGAGCAGCUCGAUGCGCGCCCUGCCGGCCCCCGAGGCUCCUCGCCAGCCUGUGCUCCCGUCCAGUCCGCCUCCCGUUGCUGCACCGCCACCGCAGAAUCCCUUCCCGGCGGCUCCCGCUCCGACUGCGUCGGCCUCUGCCCUUGGGUCGCGUCUUCACCUGCCGCCUGUUCCGCCUGUUUCGGGUGUCGAGUUUGUGGCCGCUGGAGGCGGCUCGGGGACAGGGCUGUACCCUCAGUCUGCUGCAGUCGAGGAGCCGUUCCAGUUCUUGGCGGAGGCUCUUCAGCCUCUGCAGACGCGCGUUCCCGAGACGACCCUUGGUCAGCUCCACCGUCUCGCGGAGAGCUUGCAUGCGCUUCUGUUGAUUCAGGUGCUUGCGCACUCAUCUCUCCCCGCCAUCCCUCCCGAGUCCUUUCGCAGCCGCCAGCGAGAGACGUGCCUGGACGCGGCGGACCAGCUCGCGGUUUUGCUGGCGCCCGUGCUGGCUGCGCCCGCGGAGGGAGGCGCUGCUGCCGCGGGACAGCUUGGCGAGGCUGUCCGUGGCAUGCGGCGGCACUUGCGCGCAGGAUCUGGAGCCGCGGCGAUCGGCGCAAGCACGCUUGUGGUCCGGGAGCUGUGGCGCUCCCUGACGGGCAUUCUUCACGCCCUUGGAGCUCACCGCAUGUAG
This is a messenger RNA of Closterium sp. Naga37s-1, 1452 nucleotides long. The record is from the annotation of a GenBank genome assembly. NCBI's taxonomy places the organism in Eukaryota, Viridiplantae, Streptophyta, Zygnematophyceae, Desmidiales, Closteriaceae.